Messenger RNA from Paramisgurnus dabryanus, 2375 nucleotides. RefSeq names its product methyl-CpG binding domain protein 3b (gene mbd3b). NCBI's taxonomy places the organism in Eukaryota, Metazoa, Chordata, Actinopteri, Cypriniformes, Cobitidae. The record is from RefSeq and is a predicted model, not a curated record. Gene Ontology annotation, biological process: DNA methylation-dependent constitutive heterochromatin formation; negative regulation of transcription by RNA polymerase II. Gene Ontology annotation, cellular component: nucleus. Gene Ontology annotation, molecular function: methyl-CpG binding.
AAUCGGGCAUAAUGUCUUUCAUUUGUCUCAUUGAAGGGGGAGGGGAGUGAAAGUAUAGAGGAAGAGAGGGGGAUUUAACAUUCACAAAAAAGGCGACACCAACAGAGAAUGCGCGAUGGAGAAAAACGACAGAGGUGAGGAAGAAGAGGAAGAGCAGAGGCGAGAGAGGGGGGAGGCUGGUCGUUUGUAUAGCUUAUGCCCCACUGGGAAGAAGUUCCGGAGCAAGCCACAAUUGGCCCGUUACCUUGGCAACUCCAUGGAUCUCAGCUCCUUUGAUUUCCGCACGGGCAAGAUGCUCAUGAGCAAACUUAAUAAAAACAGACAGAGGCCCCGAUAUGACAACAACAGCCAGUCUAAGGGCAAACCCGACCUGAACACAUCUCUCCCAGUACGACAGACUGCCUCCAUCUUCAAACAGCCAGUCACAAAAGUUACCAACCACCCUAGUAAUAAAGUCAAGACAGACCCACAGAAGGCCAUUGACCAACCCAGACAGCUUUUCUGGGAGAAGAAAUUGAGUGGCCUCAAUGCCUUUGAUAUAGCAGAAGAGCUGGUGAAAACAAUGGACCUCCCGAAAGGUUUACAAGGGGUUGGCCCUGGGUGUACAGAUAAGACUUUGUUGUCGGCUAUUGCCAGCGCUCUUCACACCAGUGCUGCUCCCAUCACGGGCCAACUGUCAGCAGCUGUGGAGAAGAACCCGGGUGUUUGGCUUAACACGGCUCAACCUCUCUGUAAAGCCUUCAUUGUCACAGAUGAAGACAUCAGGAAACAAGAGGAGCUGGUGUACAACGUUCGAAAGCGUCUGGAAGAAGCUUUAAUGGCCGACAUGUUGGCUCACGUGGAAGAAUCAUCCAGCGAUGGAGAGACACUUAAGAAGGAGGGAAACUGCAAUGAAGACAAACAGGAAGCAUAGCAAAAGGCAUCAGAAUAUGUCUGAAUUACCUGAACUUGAGUUCCCCAACACAGUCACACAUCUACCGACAGACGCUCCUCCGAUCAGCGCCUCACGUUACCAUGAAACCCAUCGCCAAGCUUAGCUAAAUCUUCAUUUGCGCCCACCAGUUGGGAUCUUACAGAGACUUUUGGAUUGGAUUUCAGGCAUGAUGCUUUUACUUUAUUUUAUUUUUUAACUUUGUAUAUUUUAUAAAAGAACAAAGUGUUGGAAAAGACGUAGUUACUAAUCGCAGAUGGGACGAACUGCAUCGAGUGCUUUCCAAAAUGUUUCCGGAGGGUAUAGUUGGAUUUGAUAUGGAGAUCAAGUCAAAAAUACAAUGCUUCGGUUGUAGUGGGUGCUAAAAAUAUAUCACAGCGCUGAUAUAAACUAUUUGUGUACGGUCGUCUCUGAGAUUGAAAUAGACCUUUCUGAUAUCCAAAGUUCCUCCAAAGACAUUUUGGUCUUAUGUAUUGACUUUCGCUAUUAGUAUUAUUUUCACAUACCUGACUCUUGUUUCUAAAUAAUAACAUAAGAAGGAAAAUCAGUAUUAUGAAAUGUAAUACAGAUUCAAGUGUUUAUGAUGUUGUUUAAAGAGAUAGUUCACCCAAAAAUUUAAAUUCUUCAUCAUUUACUCAUCCUCAUGUUAUUUUAAACCAAUAUGAGUUUCUUUAUUCUGGUGACAAAUAAAAUACACAAAAAAUAUAUUUAGAUAAAUGAUGGUAAGCACACUUACCAUCUAUGAUCAGAAUAUAUUUCUUUGUGUUUAACAGAAUAAAGAAACUUAUACAGGUUUAAAACAAACAUGAGGAUGAGUAACAGGAUAUUUAUUUUUUGGUGAACUACCCCCUAAGGGAACAAUGAGAAGUUAAUAGUUACAAAGGGUGUUAAUGGAGCAGAGAUGGCCAAACCCAACUCGUUUUUUAUUAUUUUAAACUCAUCUGGUGCUUGUAAAACUGCCUGAUUUUUCUUUAUAAGCUAUUCAUACUUGACACUGAAUUGCAUUUUCCUAUUUGAUAUUGAAAUGUAAAUGGUGAUUCGUUUAACGUAAUGCGCGAUUCAUGCGAAGUGAUGUGCAAACAUCAUCCUGUGAUUUAGCAUAAAAACCAAACACGUAAUCGGGUGGAAAUUAUGACUUUUAAAAAGAUCUAUUCCACGUUUUGUUCAUAGCCCACAUCAGCAUGACAACUGCCAAGUUUACUUCUGCAUUUCUCAGAAUAAAGUGUUCAUGUGUGUUGAAUCUCUAUUUUGAUCUUUUUAUUUGACUUUAGUAUCUACCUUAUAUUCAGGUAGCUCUUUGAUCAAACAGAAUAUUGAAUGAUCUUUCUUGUAAAAUCAAAAGCAUUCGUAUGAUCCUUUGAAUGUAGAAACAUGAAUUUCUUCUAUGUUAAAUUUGUAUCAUUCUAUUUUUUCAUUUGAUAUGUUUCUAUAAUUUGUUUUCUGU